AUCAAUUACUUGAUUUUAUUAAAAUAAAAAAAUAAAUAAUAAUUUAAUUUAAUUUAAUAAAAAAUUAAAUAAUUUAAUAAAAAAUAUAAAACUUAAAAAGCUUAUUUUUAAAAGUAUAAUGAUUACGUAAUUAAUUUUAUUAAAAUUAAUAAAUAAAACAAUCUGGCUCUUCAACGACUGUUCUUGCUGCUGUCCUGCGGAGCUUCAAUUCUAGAUGAUCAACCUCCACGCUUUCCAAACUCGCUAACAGGCACACAUUUGUAGACCCACAGCUAAACACUCUCUACCCUUCACCUCCAAACCCUAAUAAAUUUCUCAGCCUUCCACACUCUGUGUUUAACCAAUUUCAUGGAUCAUCAAAGCCAAUCUCCAUCUCCUCCUUAUGACCUAGUAAUCCUGGGAGCCUCAGGCUUUACAGGUAAAUAUGUUGUCAGAGAAGCCCUCAAGUUCCUCAACAUCCCUUCUUGUCCCCUUAAAUCCCUUGCUCUAGCAGGUCGCAACCCCACUAAACUAACCCAAGCCCUCAAUUGGGCUUCCCACCCCAGCACUUCUCCUCCGAUCCCUAUCCUCAAAGCCGACACUACCGACCCUUCUUCAAUCCGUCAUCUCUGCACCCAAACCAAGCUCAUUCUCAAUUGCGUUGGCCCUUUUCGCCUCUAUGGUGAGCCCGUUGUUGCUGCUUGUGCUCAGUCUGGGUGCGAUUACUUGGAUAUAUGUGGGGAGCCUGAAUUUAUGGAGAGAAUGGAAAUGAAGUUCCACGAGAAUGCAAUGGAGACUGGUUCUUUAGUGGUUUCGGCAUGUGGGUUUGAUUCUGUUCCUGCUGAAUUGGGGUGGAUGUUUAAUUCCAGGCAAUGGGUGUCCCCGGCUGUACCAAACCAAAUUGAGGCCUAUUUGAGCUUGGAGUCGGAGAAAAGGAUUGUUGGGAACUUUGGGACAUAUGAAUCUGCAAUUUUGGGAGUGUCCAAUGCGGAAAAGUUGCAGGAGUUGAGGCGUUCAAGACCUAAAAGGGCAAAGCCCGUGAUUCCUGGACCCUUUCCUCCUAAAGGACCACCGAUUGAACACCCAAAGGAGAUUGAUCUUUGGGCUGUAAAGCUACCUUCUGCAGAUUCUAUUGUUGUUCGAAGAACUCUUGCAACACUGACAGAAAACCCCCAAGGUCUUCCUGGGGUUAAUGAGAGUGCUGAACAUAUUAAAAAGAGAGAGGCUUUCUGGUCAAUGAUGAAGCCUGCCCAUUUUGGGGUGAAGCUUGCCUCUAAAACUCUAUCGGGUGUCAUUCGCUUUAUAACAGUUGGCGUGUUCAUGGGUCUAUUGGGUGGAAAUGCUAUUGGGAGGUGGCUUCUAUUUAAAUUUCCAUCUUUUUUUAGUCUUGGAUGGUUUACGAAGAAGGGCCCCUCAGAGGAUGAGGUGAGAAGUGCUACAUUUAAGAUGUGGUUUGUUGGACGUGGUUUCAGUGAUGGGAAUCAAGUUUCACAGGCAAACAUGAAACCAGAUAUGGAAAUAGUAACAAGACUAAUGGGGCCUGAGAUUGGCUAUUUGACAACCCCUAUAAUCCUAGUUCAAUGUGCUCUUAUCCUUCUAAGCGAACGUGACAACCUGCCAAAGGGAGGAGUUUUCCCCCCCGGUAUUGUAUUUGGCCCUACUGAUCUUCAAGAACGACUCCAACAGAAAGGAAUAUCUUUCGAUGUCAUUUCAAAGAAAGCUCUCCCUGCUUAACUGGUGCAGGCUUCAUCGAGCUCUAGGAAAUAUAACAAAACUUUUACCUGUUUUAAACAAGAUAGUUAUGAUAGGAGAUAGAUAAUUACGAUAGGAGAUAGGUACUUUCUUUCAACUAUUUUGUUCAAAAAAAAAAUUGAAAAUGCUAUGAAAUUAUCUUAAUUUGAAUCUGGUUUUCCUCAA
This is a messenger RNA of Hevea brasiliensis (rubber tree), 1896 nucleotides long. RefSeq names its product probable mitochondrial saccharopine dehydrogenase-like oxidoreductase At5g39410. The coding region runs from base 349 to 1713 and encodes 454 amino acids. Gene Ontology annotation, biological process: signal transduction; glycolipid biosynthetic process. The transcript has 4 exons. The record is from RefSeq and is a predicted model, not a curated record. Lineage: Eukaryota; Viridiplantae; Streptophyta; Magnoliopsida; Malpighiales; Euphorbiaceae. Gene Ontology annotation, cellular component: mitochondrion; lipid droplet; plasma membrane.